Messenger RNA from Prunus armeniaca (apricot), 861 nucleotides. NCBI's taxonomy places the organism in Eukaryota, Viridiplantae, Streptophyta, Magnoliopsida, Rosales, Rosaceae. The record is from the annotation of a GenBank genome assembly.
AUGCAGGACGCCAAGCAUAUUUCAUCUCCUGUUGCCAGUGGACGUCGUCUUAGCCUUCAUGAUGGUGUUCCAUUGGAUGAUCCUUCUGAGUACCGUAGUGUCGUUGGUGCCUUGAAAUAUCUCACUCUCACACGCCCUGAUAUUGCCUUUAUUAUGAACCACAUCUGCCAAUUUAUGCGCCAACCUACCUCUGCUCAUUGGGUUGCUGUCAAAUGUAUUCUUCGCUAUCUUAAUGGUACUUCCACUCAUGGCUUGUUCUAUAAACCUGGUUCCCUGUCUUUAAUGGCUUAUUCUGAUGUGGACUAUGCCGGUGAUCUUGAUGAUCGUCGCUCCACGGGUGGCUACUACUUGUAUGUUGGGUCUAAUUUAAUUUCAUGGAGUUCUAAAAAGCAAGGAGGUGUUUCUCGCUCCAGCACUGAAGCUGAGUACCGCCAACUUGCUUAUACCGCUGCUGCGAUUUCUUGGUUCUGUGCACUAUUCCGAUAUUUGCAGCUUUCUCUUUCCUGUCCUAAACUUUGGUGUGACAACAUUAGCGCCAUCUCCUUGGCCUCCAAUCCUGUCUUCCAUGCGCGUACUCGUCAUGUUGAAGUCGAUUAUCAUUAUGUUCAUGAAAAGGUUGUGCGGCAGGAGCUUGACGUUCGUUAUCUUGCUACUCAUGACCAAAUUGCCGACAUUUUUAUGAAGGGGUUGUCUAUUCCACGUUUCCAGCUGCUGACCUCCAAGCUUCUACAUGGACGUGUGGAUUCAUUAGGAGCAAACUUAAUAGAGGCUAUGAUGGUAUAUAAUCCACGAAGAAGAUUGACGAUGCAAAGCGCUUUGAAUCACCCUUAUUUCAAUGAUUUAGACAAGGAUGCGUGGUAG